AUGGCCAUUGUUGCGACUUAUGGUCAGGUGGUGGUUCCGUUCGUUGUGGAUCAAACGGUACCAUUCAAGUUACACAUAUACCAACUCGAUGAAAACUCAUCAUCAGACGAUGAUAGGACGGAUGAUGAAGGAUUCGACGAUGAUGAUGGGACCAUUAUCGCUGAGAAUAAUAAUGAAUUGGAGGAAGGAGAGAUUGGAACGAUGGACGUCGAUAGGGUCAUGGAAUCAAAUCGGGGAAACUUGUCUAACACCGCCAACAACACUACAUCACCGGUGGCGGCUCUAUUUCCGAAAAACAUUUCAGUUGACAAGAAUGAUCGGAGAAUCAAAAGAGACAGACAUAAGGAGCAUCAAAGUUCGGAUGGAGAAACUAAUGUUUGA
Lactuca saligna is the source of this 381-nucleotide messenger RNA. The record is from the annotation of a GenBank genome assembly. NCBI's taxonomy places the organism in Eukaryota, Viridiplantae, Streptophyta, Magnoliopsida, Asterales, Asteraceae.